CCAAUCGCAUUCCGCGUUGAACCACGGAGUGUCGCCAGGUAAUGAUGUCAUCAACAAGAACUUUCAGGAAGGUUGUUCUGAGUUGCGUCAGUUUCUACGGUACGCAACAACUGAGGACAGAUUUUAACGUUCGCAUACAUUUAGCAAGUGCUUUGAAACGAUGCUGGUGACCAGGCUAGCAUGUCUGCGCAGUAUGCCUGUGAUAGGGCUGCGCUCUGCGCUAGCCCAGAGCUCCCCAACUCUGAGGAGCUCCUUCUUAAAGAGCAGUCAGCCCCUACUGAAGCCUUCCCAGGGGUAUUCCACAAAAGCUCGGUUUGGUUUCCGACGGGGCAAGACUGCUAAAGACCAGCUCAAAGAAGCGGCCUUUGAGCCAUCCGCUGAAACCUUCAUAAAAGUGGAUAACAUGGGGCGGAUGCUGCUGGGCGGCGGGGCCGCCGUCGGCCUCGGGGCCCUGUGCUAUUACGGCCUGGGGAUGUCCAAUGAGAUCGGCGCCAUCGAGAAAGCAGUGUACGACCAUCGGCCCUCCUGCCGCAUUCAGCCAUUUAAAACACAUGAGCUGCAUUCACACAUACACAUGUCCGCGGCAUCUGGGUUCACUGCCCUCUCCGCGAUGGCGGUGAGCCGGACGCCGGCGCUCAUGGGCCUGAUGAUGAGGGGCUCCUGGCUGGCUAUCGGUGCCACGUUUGCUGCCAUGAUCGGGGCAGGGAUGCUGGUCAGGUCCAUCUCUUAUGAGCACAGCCCGAUUCCCAAGCACCUCGCCUGGAUGUUCCACGCAGGCGUGAUGGGGGCGGUUGUGGCCCCCCUGACCCUGCUGGGUGGGCCCCUCAUCGUGCGCGCCGCCUGGUACACGGCGGGCAUCGUGGGAGGCCUGUCCACGGUCGCCAUGUGCGCCCCCAGCGAGAAGUUCCUCAACAUGGGCGGCCCCCUGGCGGUGGGGCUGGGCGUGGUCUUCGCCUCGUCCAUCGGCUCCAUGUUCCUGCCCCCCACGUCCCCCUUCGGGGCGGGCCUGUACGGGGUGGCCGUGUACGGAGGGCUCAUCCUCUUCAGCAUGUUCCUCCUGUACGACACGCAGAAGGUCAUCAAGCGAGCGGAGACCUACCCCCUGUACGCCGCUCAGAAAUACGACCCCAUCAACUCAUGCUUGGGAAUAUACAUGGACACUCUGAACAUCUUCAUGAGGAUGGUGAUGAUUCUGGCCAAUGGCGGAGCAGGGAAGAGGAAGUGAACAUCUUCAGCAUUCUACAGAUGGACUAAAAGCACUGCUUCCUGUGAAACGGACUUCUUCCUGCAAGCCUGCACUGGAGUUACAAUAUACUUUUAGAACACAGCUCUUUCAUUUACCCUGGCAUUGGAGCUUAAAUUGUACACAUUAGUUUCAGUGUAAGUUGUCUUGUUAAAACUAGAUAACUUAUUUGUAAAGAAAUCACUCAUUGAUUUGCUUUGCUUAUGCAUUUGUUGUUUAAUUAAAGGAAUUCUGACAUGAUAGUGGAUUAUCAAAAUAUUGUUGAUCCUUGCUCGUACCUCAACUUGUAUUUUUUCCCCUAAAUAUUUAUACAUAUAUGUGGUUGUUAAUGUGUUGUAAUUUUUGAAUGCAAAGCAAAUCUGAAAGCUGUGGGGCUGUAUUGUCAUGGUGAAUUUCCAGUGUGGCAUAUGAUCUCCCUUUGAACGUGUGCAGUAUGGGUGUUUCCUUGCAGAAUGGUGGACCUGCAUGUGUGCUGUAAAAUGGGGUUUUCAUAGGUGGUUCAUUGGAGUAUUUGCUUUGAUUGAAGUUGAUUUAGACACAGCAGUGAAAAAAUCUCCUAAUAAAGUUAAGAACAGCAGUAUUUCCCCUGUUGGAGAA
Messenger RNA from Anguilla rostrata (American eel), 1840 nucleotides. RefSeq names its product growth hormone inducible transmembrane protein (gene ghitm). Lineage: Eukaryota; Metazoa; Chordata; Actinopteri; Anguilliformes; Anguillidae. Gene Ontology annotation, cellular component: mitochondrial inner membrane. The transcript is spliced from 9 exons. Bases 161 to 1225 code for a protein of 354 amino acids. The record is from RefSeq and is a predicted model, not a curated record.